This is a messenger RNA of Micromonas pusilla CCMP1545, 489 nucleotides long. RefSeq lists its product as uncharacterized. NCBI's taxonomy places the organism in Eukaryota, Viridiplantae, Chlorophyta, Mamiellophyceae, Mamiellales, Mamiellaceae. Bases 1 to 489 code for a protein of 162 amino acids. The transcript has a single exon. The record is from RefSeq and is a predicted model, not a curated record.
AUGUCCGCGCUCCUCCGGCACGUCCUCCUCCUCCAGCGCGACGUCCCCGCGGCGGCGGCGUUCUACAACAAAGGCCUCGGCCUCGUCGUGGAGGUGUGCACGGACGCCUACGCGGAGCUGAGCGAGCCCCGCGGAGCCCAAACGGGCGGAGGCGACGCGCACACGGACAGAUCCCCGCCGUCGUCGUCGUCGUCGCCGUCGCCGUCGCCGUCGCUUCCGCGCGACGGCGGCCGCGUCGUCCUCGCGCUGAAACGCGUCGAGGCGGAGGCGCACCUCACGACGGGGUACUCUCCGAUCUUGAACUUCACGGUGACGGACAUGCAGGACACGGUGCAGAGUCUCAUCGAAGCGGGCGCGCGCAUGGACGGCGGGAUCAAGUAUCUGACGCAGGGGAAAGUCGCCGCGUUUCGUGCGCCGGACGGGCACAUGCUCGGUCUGUUCGAGCCCGCGGAGGGGAGCAUCCUCGCGGGGAAGCGACCGACGUCCUGA